Aspergillus terreus NIH2624 is the source of this 330-nucleotide messenger RNA. RefSeq names its product HIT family protein. The transcript has 4 exons. The coding region runs from base 1 to 330 and encodes 109 amino acids. Gene Ontology annotation, molecular function: catalytic activity. The record is from RefSeq and is a predicted model, not a curated record. Lineage: Eukaryota; Fungi; Ascomycota; Eurotiomycetes; Eurotiales; Aspergillaceae. Gene Ontology annotation, biological process: nucleotide metabolic process.
AUGGCCUCCUCCGCCGCGUGCAUCUUCUGCAAGAUUAUCAAGGGUGAAAUCCCCUGCUUUAAGCUCUUCGAGAGCGACAAGGUCCUUGCCUUCCUCGACAUCCAGCCUCUGAGCCGUGGCCAUGCGCUCGUGAUCCCCAAGUUCCACGGCGCCAAGCUGACCGACAUCCCGGACGAAGACCUCAGCGAGAUCCUGCCUGUCGCAAAGAAGCUCGCUCAGGCCACUGGCGCUGGUGACUUCAACAUCCUGCAGAACAACGGCCGCAUCGCGCACCAGGUCGUUGACCAUGUAAGUCGACCGUCACCUCCUUCACUGCACUGCUCCUGCUGA